AUGAUUUUUACACUUCUAAUUCCUCUUAUUGUUGCUCAAAAUCCUGAAUGUUCAAGUGCUUAUUGCAGCUCUUGUAAGACAAAUCCAAAUGUCUGUGAUCUUUGUGCACAAAAUUAUAUUCUUGUUGAUGGAAAAUGCAAAUACUUCAAAGAAGUUGUUCCAUAUUGUGCCAUUAGUGCUAAAGAUGGAUGUAGUGCAUGUAUGUCUGGAUAUUAUUUGAAGGAUGGAAAAUGUCAAAUUCCACCAAACUCACUUUGUGCUUCAUACAAAGGAGGUAAGUGUAUAGUUUGUGUUGAUGGAUAUUAUGCAAAAGCUGGAGAAUGUUUUGAAUGUGUUGAUCAUUGCUAUGAAUGUUCUUCUAUGACACAAUGUUUUGAAUGUCUUGAUGGAUAUGGAUUUAAUGGAGAUGAGUGUGUUCAAUCACUUGACCAUUGUAAAGCAUAUUCUUAUGGAUCAUCCACAAGAUGUCGUGA
This is a messenger RNA of Entamoeba histolytica HM-1:IMSS, 473 nucleotides long. RefSeq names its product variant surface protein, putative. Lineage: Eukaryota; Evosea; Mastigamoebida; Endamoebidae. The record is from RefSeq and is a predicted model, not a curated record. The annotation marks the transcript as partial. The transcript has a single exon.